GCCGUGGUGAUGGGACAAGUGGAUUUUGCAUGCACAAAUCUGGAUGAAACUAGCACAUGGUCUUUGCGGGACAAUCCUUGCUGCACUUUGGCUGGCCUUAGUGAUUUCCUACGUGGCUGCACCAUGCAAGUUGAUUGAGGAGCACAUGUACACUAUGGCCUUGUUUGCCUGUCAAAGUUUGGAUAGCUUUCCAACUGAACUGCCGACCUUGACAUUAGUAUUCUUCUUGGUCCUGUGCUUGGUACUUGUACCAGGGACGGUCGUACAAGUCUCCGCCGUGAGGUGGAAUGUCAUGCUUCACAGUGUUGGUGUCGCUACACUCGCAGCUUGCAUUUUGAAAGUGUGCCUUUUGUAUGGCGAAUCCCGAUCACUGCUGAAGGACAGUUUGGUGUUCACAGGGAUCGUCACAGGAAGAGCCGCAGCUAUGUAUCUGGGCAUGCUGUUGCUGGCCAUCUCAAGACGGUCCAUCAUUUCAGAUCGGUGGAACUUGGACUACCCAAACAUGAUCGCUUUUCACAGGCCCGUUGGGUGGUGGGUGCUGUGGAUGAGUUUGCUCCACUCAUUGGCAUUUGGAUUCUAUUACUUAUGCCGUGGCGGUUGGAGAGAGCUUUUGGAGGCUUGCCUACCAGUUGCUGUGCGCUGUGAUGGUUCUGAUCACUGUUGGAACACCUUGGGCCUUGUCAAUGGGUUUGGUGUCGUGGCAACUGCAGCCACCAUCAUCCUGGCGGUCUCCUCCCAGAAAGUGAUCCGUCGACGUUUCUACAACCUCUUCUAUUUCACCCAUCUGGUGACAUCCUUUGUCUUCAUGCUGUUCUGCGGUUUGCAUGAUUUUGCCAUGGUGAUUCUCAUGUUUCCUGGACUUGUGUUCUACGUGAGAGAUCGCUUUUCUGGCCUUGUUUCCUUGCGCGGCAGCACCGAAGUGACAAUCAACAUCUUGUGCCGCAGUGAAACUUCAUCUUUGGUCAUGUUCUCCUGGUAUCCUGCCGAGGGAAACAGGGGAUCCCAUCUUUUGCCCGGCACUCGUUGGGUGUAUUGUCGGCAGAAGACCAUUUCCGGUUUGGAAUGGCAUCCCUAUUCAACCAUUUUUCAUGGAAACCGGGCGUUCAUUUUGUUGAAGGCUGCAGGUGAUUGGUCAACCUCACUAUGCAAUUCGGCCACCAGAGAUACAUUGAGACUUGACAUCGAAGGUCCAUAUGGCAAGUCCAGUGACAGUUCUGGGCGGCUUGGCUCUGGGGAUCAGGUGCGUACACUGUUGAUCGCAGGUGGUGUUGGCAUUUCACCUUUUAUCGACCUGCUUGCUGGGCCAAUCGACAGCCGUCGAAUAAAGUUGGUGUGGGCGGUUCGUGGUGAUGAGUAUCAAGCACUUGCUGCAGCCAUCGAUUUUCAGUUCCUUCGCCAGAGAGCUGAGAUCUGCGUCUUCAUCACAUCGCAGCCUCUUUCUGACGAUGUUCCCACCCUGGAGACGAAGAUCGGAUCGGGCUUCGGUGGUGAAGAAACACCAGAAACAGCUGGGCCUUUCCCGAUUUUUGUGCUAUUUGCUCUGAUCUUGGCAUCGGCAACAGCAACAGAUUAUGCUGCACACUACUGGGAUAGCAUUUUCUUCGCGCAGGUGGACUCUUUGAUGGAGUGGGCGCUGCUCAUGCGAGUAAUGCCCAUUCUCCUGGUGGCCGUGGGAGUUGUAGUCGUGAGCACUGGAUUGCAGUUGAUUCCAAGAUGUGCACGAUACUUCUUUCGUGAAAGAGCCACCAACCUUGACUCGCGGCAGCUGGUUGAAGAUGCAAGGGAAAUCCCGAGAUCACAAGUCCACAUCCAACAUGGAAAGGUCAACCUACGCAAUCUGGUUCAGCAAGAAGCCCAACUUGGCCUCCUUGAGUUGAAAGCCUGCGGUCCCGAGCGCAUGUUGUCGGAGCUGACCUCGAUCACACGAUGGCUGACCAGUGAAAACUACCAGGUGAUUUUGGAGAAUUUGGAGGCUGAACUAUGACUUAAGGGACCUGAGUAGUUUGAGUGAUUUCCUGAAGGUGUGAUUCAAAUUUGGGAAUUAAAUGGGGAUCUCCUCCAGCUUAUACCAGUUUUGACAAGGAGAUUGCUCCAGCCUUCAUCACAUGCAUGGCACUGCAACCAGGCAAGUUUGGUCCACUAGGUCACCUGGCAACCAAGUAGGACCCGUUGAGUCUUGCCUGUCACGUUGUGGUCAAUUUUAUAAGCCUCACAGAGAGAUGGAGGCAAUUUUGGUGCUGACUUCCAGCAGACUUGUAAGCCCGUCUUGUACAGCUUGGAAAUCUUGACCAGGUCUGCACCUUCUGGAGGGGUGUUUUUAGCUGAGCUGGGUUUGGACGCUACUAGUAACAAGUGCCACGCUAGUAGUAACAAGUGCCUUACUAGUAGUAACAAGAAGAAUUUAAUGAUUCUU
This is a messenger RNA of Durusdinium trenchii, 2413 nucleotides long. NCBI's taxonomy places the organism in Eukaryota, Dinophyceae, Suessiales, Symbiodiniaceae. The record is from the annotation of a GenBank genome assembly.